Maudiozyma saulgeensis is the source of this 885-nucleotide messenger RNA. Lineage: Eukaryota; Fungi; Ascomycota; Saccharomycetes; Saccharomycetales; Saccharomycetaceae. The record is from the annotation of a GenBank genome assembly.
AUGAAGUUCUCUAAAGCUUUACUAGCUACUACCUCUGCUGCCACUGUCUUAGCUGCCCCAGCUGCUGUUACUGUCACCGAACAUGUCCAUCAAGAAGCUACCAUUACCGUUCAAGGUUUUGUCUAUUACUCUAAUGGUGUCGCUUAUACUUCUGUCUCCACUCUAGGUGUUGACAAUGUUGCCACUUCCACUGCUGCCUUCACUGGUCUAGUUCAAGAAAAUGACCUUGGUGUUGUCGCUACCGAUGCCACUUCCGUUGAUUCUACUUCUUCUACCAUUACUAUUACUGGUACUGUCACAUCUACUCAAGCUAUUCCAACUACCACAGCACCAGUUACUACUCCAGCUACUGUUGUAACCAGCGCUGCUGUUGACCCAACCACUUCUUCUACCGCUGCAGUUGAAGCUGCUACUACUGCUGCUACUACUGCUGCUGCCGCUGCCACUACUACUGCUGCAUCAUCAGAUUUUGAAACCUCUAUGUUGAACGAACAUAACGUCAAAAGAGCUCUACAUGUUAACACUCCAGAUCUAACUUGGUCCGAUACCCUUGCAUCCUAUGCUCAAGCCUAUGCUGACAAUUACGAUUGUUCAGGUGUCUUAACUCAUUCUGGUGGUGCAUAUGGUGAAAACCUUGCGUUAGGUUACGGAACAACUGGUGCUGUUGAUGGUUGGUAUGACGAAAUCUCAAGUUAUGAUUAUUCUAACCCAGGCUUCACUGAAAAUGCUGGUCACUUCACUCAAGUUGUAUGGGCCUCAACUUCUCAAGUUGGUUGUGGUAUUAAAUCUUGUGGUGGUGUUUGGGGUGAUUAUGUCAUUUGUUCUUAUGAAGAUGCCGGUAACGUUAUUGGUCAAUUUCCAGAAAACGUUCUUGCUUUAGCAUGA